Molecule: messenger RNA, 4493 nt
Organism: Aedes albopictus (Asian tiger mosquito)
Lineage: Eukaryota; Metazoa; Arthropoda; Insecta; Diptera; Culicidae
Product: WD repeat-containing protein 47-like
Exons: 11
Coding region: 1094-3949 (951 amino acids)
Molecular function (GO): protein binding
Source: RefSeq, a predicted model, not a curated record
UGCGUGUUCCUGUAGCGUUCAGUUUUCAUCACCAUCAGUCCAGUUUAGGAUUUUGUGCCGUUUUGAAGACGUGCGGAUUGUCUGCCUCUGUUUCGUCGGUUCGGUCUCGGUCUCGGUGUCCAUUCCAUAGUCUCCGGUGGUUCGUUUCGUUUGUUCCGUGAGUGUGUGCAUUCACGUUUUUUGGAUCAUCGUCGGUGUUUGUCGGGAAUAGUGCAGCAGGAGUCGGAGCCACAGCGAAAAAGUGAACUCGGGGGUCGGUCUGUCCGUGUACAGAGGAAAAUACGGAAGAAGGUGAAAACUCGGGAAAAUUGUCUAGCUGUCAUCAUUCGGUCGGGGAGGAAAUUUUCCUACAGAGUGUCUUAAUUGACGACGGGUUUUUUUCUUGUGUUGUGAUCCGUCUGGAAGUGCAUAGAUUCCUCGUGUUCGGUGCAUUAAGGUCAGAAGUGCAAUUGAAGUGUUACUUGUCUUUCUAAUAGUGUCAAAAGUCAAGAUUCCGUACAAGGAGGUCGCUGCAGAACUGCGCUCGUUUUGGAAAGAAAAUUGUGAUUCAUAAAUAUUUCUCGGAUAUUACGCAUGAGUUUGUUUCUCAUCCACGGAGCUGAAAAACACUGUCUGCCGGAUUGAAACCCGUCUGAUGUCAUUGUUAAAAUAAGAAGAAAUAAGAAUAAAGUUCACUGUUAGCUGAAUCUCCCAGAAAACAGAUUAAGUUCGCCAUCAAUUAACGCCGCAGUUUGCUCCGUCCCAUUGAUUUUUGCGGUACUUGUCGAUCUGGCCCGUUCUAACGCAAUCAAACCAACCGAAGUGAGGUUUAUAGUGCAUUAAAAGAAGCAUUCAAAGCAAAUCGAAGAAGAAAAUCAAAAUCAUUCAGCGGAGAUAGUUGAGAAAGGAAAGUAAAUUACUGAGGAAGCAUAUUCUACGGUCUUUCUGGUUCGCGAUUCGCAACAAAUAAUAGAAAGAGGGAGUACCCUCGCUUGCCGGAGUGAAACAAUCAACGUGAGUCUGCGGCUGUUGUGCGAAGUGUAGAGGUAGCCAGCCAACCAAGAAAGAGGUCGGCGGAACUCGGGCAAACUGGCCGCGUUAUUAAUGUGAGAAAAUGUCACCGGCAAGAUUGUCGCUUCGGGAGGAGGACAUUGUUCGGUUGGCUUUGGAGUUUCUGAACAACCGCGAGCUGCACAUUUCUCAACUGUCGCUGGAGCGCGAGACCGGUGUCAUCAAUGGCCAGUACUCGGACGAUGUGCUCUUUCUGCGGCAGCUCAUUCUGGACGGGCAGUGGGAUGAUGUGGUGGAGUUUAUUCAGCCAUUGGAAGCGCUGCAGAACUUUGACAUGAAGCAGUUCAAGUACACCAUCCUUCGGCACAAGUACAUCGAACUGUUGUGUAUAAAGUCGGAAGCUGGUGGACUGGGCGGGCCACCUCUGAUCAACAACGUGGAAGGAGCUGUCGAGGAGGUGGUCCAGGUGCUCGGUGAGCUGGAAAAACUCUGCCCCACCAAAGAAGAAUACUCAGCACUGUGUCUGCUGCUGACACUGCCAAAGCUCGGCGACCACAUGCAGUAUCGGGACUGGAACCCGAGCAAGGCGCGAGUGCAAUGUUUUCGGGAGAUAUUCCCGCUGGUGGAGAAGUUCUUGCCCGGCGAUAAGAAGGCCGGGACGACUCAAUCGGUGUUUGCGAAAAAUGACCGGCUGGUGCAGCUGUUAAUUAAGGGUAUAUUGUACGAAUCGUGUGUUAAUUACUGUCAGGUUAAGGCAACUGGUGCAGCGGAUGCCGCUGCCCACAAAAUCAACUUCUCAAGGGUGCUGGAUGGAUCGAUAGGAUUCACUGACUCCGACCUAUCGUUACUCAGUUGGUUGCAAAGCAUUCCGGCGGAAACAUUCUCGGUUCCGUUCGAGCAGAAAACGCUCAACGUGGACGUGGAAAGACUGGAAAAACCUUCACUCGAAACCUCAUGGACUGAACAUAUGCUCAUCACUCCGAUCAAGCCCAAAACGUUCCCCCAUUCUGUGAUGCCAUUUACGCGGCCCCGCAGUGCAGCGGACAUCAUGACCCGGUCGCUGCUGCCCUCGCUGGACGCCGUAUCAACCUGUCUCAAUCCCAAAGCACCAAACGAAUCGUUUCCCAUGUCCCGUUCGAGUUUCGCCAGUUUCCACUUGACCGGGAUUAAGCCAACGAGCGGCAAAAUGAUGACCUCGAGUGUGGAUCGGCUGUUCGAGAACGGCGACGGCGGCGACGUCUACCGGAGCAGCAACUUUAGUGAAUAUCAGCAGGGACUUCCAUCAAUAGAAGAAAUCGCUUCUGUGCAAUCGAAAUCGCCCGAACUGCAGGCCGUCGCCGGUGCAAUCGUGAAAACCAACGACAUUCACCAGAACAGUGCCGAGCGGGAUAGUCCCAACACGAGCAACUCGACGGCGAAAAGUUCCCGCCGAGAUUCGCUGACGGAUAAGAUUGUGACCACCAGCCAACCAGUGCCAACGGGCCUUCCGCAUCAUAGCCAGCAACCGCCACCGCCGCCACCCUCGAUCGGUCCACCUGGGGGAUCCGUGUCGGCCACCUCAUCAGGCAUUCAUUCCGGAAUCAGUGCCGGUAGCAGCAACAACAACAUUCACCAAGGGCCUCCACAUCCUCAGGUAGCACCACCCCCGCCUCCCAUCGGGGCCAUCUACGAUCAUCCCAAAAACAACGAAUCUCUCGCCAACGGCGGAGGAGGUGGUGAGCUGUACGAAAAAUUCAAACAGCAGAAGCAAAACAAGGAAAGUGAUUACAUCAUGAACGGAAAUCCGACCAUCAUGCCGCCGCCACCCACGUCGCACCCCCCAAGCAGCCAUAGUCAGCAGAACGGAGGCGCCGGACCCGUCGGCAGCAAUGGUCCUUCGCGAUUAUCGCACGUGACGGACGAGAGCAACGGAAAGGAUUUUGAGCAGUCAGACCACAAUCGACCGAAGUUUGUUGCGGUAACGUCCCUGGAAGACGUUCAAGCGGUACGAUGUGCGGAGUUCCAUCCCAACGGGCGCAUCUACGCCGUCGGAUCCAACUCGAAAACCUUCCGAAUUUGCGAGUACCCUCCACUCUCGGAAAUCAGUAAAAGAUGUGAAAGUGGUGCAAGUUGGGAAGACCACACCACCUACCAGCCGACGGUCCUAUUCAAACGAACGAAACACCACAAGGGUUCGAUCUACUGCAUGGCUUGGUCCCCGGUGGGUGACCUGAUUGCGACCGGUUCCAACGACAAAACCGUGAAACUGAUGCGCUUCAACGAAAACCAAAAACAACUGGAAGGCCAGGAAAUCGAACUCACAAUGCACGACGGAACGGUUCGGGAUCUGUGCUUCCUGGAGGAUACAUCCAACAAAUCUAGCCUGCUGAUCAGCGGCGGUGCGGGCGACUGCAAAAUCUACGUUACCGAUUGUGAAACCUCCACUCCAUUCCAAGCCCUGAGUGGCCACGGCGGCCAUGUGCUGUCGUUGUACAACUGGGGCAGCGUGAUGUUCGUCUCCGGAUCAAUGGAUAAAACCGUUCGAUUCUGGGAUCUGAGGACACGUGGUUGCGUCAAUAUGGUUACACCCGCAACGUCACCUGGUUCACGACAAGGGUCACCUGUGGCGGCGGUGUGUGUCGAUCCCUCAGGCCGACUAUUGGUUUCAGGUCACGAGGAUAGCUCGUGUGUACUAUACGAUAUCCGCGGUAACCGGCCGAUUCAGUGCUUCAAGCCACACGCGUCCGAUGUCAGAUCGAUUCGCUUCUCUCCAUCGGCGUACUACCUGCUGACGGCCGGCUACGACAACAAGCUGGUGCUGACGGACCUACAGGGCGAUCUGACGAUGCCGCUUCCCUCGGUGGUGGUCGCCCAGCACUCGGACAAGGUGAUAUCGGGCCGCUGGCAUCCUGUGGAUUUCUCAUUCCUGUCGACGUCCGCCGACAAGACCGCGACACUGUGGGCGUUGCCACCGAUCUAAAAAGGAGUAGGUAUGCUGGAAUGAGUAAUCAGAUCAUGGCACGAUCAGUGAGCCACCGAAAGGUGAUGGAUCAGAAAGUUUGUGUACAUUGUUAAUCGUUGAUCGAUUUGCAUAUGUGUGUAUGAUAAAUAUAGUAUAAAUAUUGGACAAACAAAAUUAUUACCUAAUAUUUAAGGUAAAUGCAUGGAUAAAAACGUGCAUGUGCAAGUAUAAAUUUACCAAAACGAAGGGAUGGAGGAUACAAUUGCUAUGAAGAUUCGGCUAAAUUACAAACAAAAUUUGCAAAACAGUAUCGGCAGUGGUUCCCAAAUGUAUCGCUAUGAACAAGGUUUUUUUUCUUGGUUAUCGUGUCGGCUAAUUUCUCCUAGUUGACGCGAGGAGCAUACUUGAGAUUCGUGGAACUAACGGAGCGAUAAAUGACCGUAUCUGAAUCACCAUUUAUUGUAACAAACAGUCAUUAACUCAGUUACGUAUUAAUGCAUGUAAGUGACAGCUACUAGAUUUAAUGUUAAAUAAAGGACUUUCGUUUAUAAUUAUUAAAAAA